This is a messenger RNA of Salvelinus fontinalis (brook trout), 1945 nucleotides long. RefSeq lists its product as uncharacterized. The record is from RefSeq and is a predicted model, not a curated record. The transcript has a single exon. NCBI's taxonomy places the organism in Eukaryota, Metazoa, Chordata, Actinopteri, Salmoniformes, Salmonidae. Bases 333 to 1595 code for a protein of 420 amino acids.
ACACACACCUUUAAAUAACCGUUGAACUCUAACCCCUGACCUUUAACCCUCCAACCAUGACAUCUGCUGGUUUACAUCCUUCAAUUGCAUUGGGCUGCUGAGGGCAAGACAGACCCAUGGAUAGUUGAUAUUAUGAAAGACGGGUCACAGAGGGUGUUGCCUGAUGCCAAACAGAAUAGAUAGGAGCUAGAGUUGGAAGUGAGGAGUACUACACUGUACUGAAGAAGAACACUUUAUUAUCCAUUGUCACAUUGUCUGCUUUACACCAACCACAAUGUGAAAGGUCAUGGAGUUUCCCUGUUUUAUUUCUCCAUCCUGUUUUCUUUCUUUGAAUGCACGCUGGCCUUUUGUUUCAUUUCUCUUUUUUUCUACCCCUCUCUCCUACCUCCUGCUUGUCUCUCUUCUCCUCUCUCCUGUACCGGUUUUCCGCUAUCAUCCGCCUGUCCAUGCCUUCAUCCCUCCACUCCUCCAACUUCCAUCCCUUUACCCCUCCACUCCUCCAACUUCAAUCCCUUCAUCCCUCCACUCCUCCAACUUCCAUCCCUCUAUCCCUCCACUCCCCCACACACAGCCUUGCCGCCACAUCUCCAGAUCAGUGCUCCCAGAAGCCUUUGCAGACCGCCGUGGUUUUAUUGAACUCAAACGGCAAAACCUCUCAGGGGUCAGGAGGAGACAUCUCCAUGACAACCCUCUGCCUGGGCGCACCCCCAGCCUUCAAGCCCCCCAAAGCCCGGGGCGGGGUCUCAUUCGGAACGGAAUGGUUUUCAGUGCUCCGCCCCUCCACAGUCAAUGGGACACUGAAGUUUUCUCGCUCUCUGAACGAUGUUGGCCAGCGCAUGGAUAGUCUCUGUAGUGGACUGCACUUCAUAGACCGGACCUGUUCUGAAGGAGAGCUGGAGGUUAAACCCGAACCACCCAACACGGACCGGAAGUCCAAAGCACUCAACGGCAAAUCAGCCACACUCCCACACCAGGCCUCAAACCUACCUUCGUUCCCCACGCACACACACACCCACACACACCCUCACCUUGUCCCCUCGUUCACCAACAACUACAAAUACCUCAACCCCCAACACUGCCUCCAACCUCCCUCUACCGGCGUCCCCCCUCCUCCUCCUCCUAACUCCCACCUCCACCCUCCCAGCUCCAACCUCCUCCGCCUCUUCCUCCCUUUCUCUCGCUCCUCUACUUCGGCCAGUCUCCAGUGUUCUGAGCUGGGGAGCUAUGAUUCCCGCCUCCACAUCACCAAAUCCUCCAGUGCCCUGAUGGGGAGCAGCGAGCCUCCCCUGGGGGGAGCAGAGGACCUCUUGGGGGAUGACGAGGUGUUUGAGGUCCCCAAGGGAAGGACAGGGGCUGGAAUCCCAGGAAGAGAUGCUGGCAGCGGGGUAGCGGCUCUCCUCGGGGAAGCCCCCCUCUGCUACAUGGACGAAGACAGCGAUCUGGACCAGUUUUCGUUCCUGGACCAGUGUUCGUCACCCACCCACUCAGAGAAAACAGGGCCGCUCACGCCAGGCCCGCUCUCUCCCUAUUCGCUGUCCGGAGACUGCUGCAGGUGGGUGAUUCCUGGAUUGUCACCCUGUGCUGUUUUGUGGUAGAGUUCCAUAGAAUGCCAUUGCUGGAUCCUGCUCACCCCUCCUGGGACGUGACGUAGUAGAGUCCUGCCCAGCCCAUCCUGUGAAGUGGUAGAGCCUUAACACCCCUGUGACGUGACGUGGAAGUAGAGUCCUUUGGUCCACCCCCUUUCAACCUUGCGGUGGUAGAGUCCUGUGGUCCAACCCCUUUCAACCUUGUGGUGGUAGAGUCCUGUGGUCCACCCCCUUUCAACCUUAUGGUGGUAGAUUCCUGCACGGCACACACUCCCUGCCCCAGCUCAAAUUAGGUAGUUGUCCUGGGAGAGCCUGAACACCCCUGUGACGUGACGUGGAAGUAGAGUCCUUUGGUCCAA